UAAAAUAUACAUAUAUAUAUAAAAGAAAAUACAAAAAAAAUAUAAGUAACAAAUUGCAUUUUUAAAUAUUUUUUAAAGGACGAUUUAAAUUGAAAAUAAAAAAUAAAUUAAUUUAUCAUAAAUUUUAAAAUUGUUGAUUAAAUAGAAAAGAUAUAUAUUUUAAUAUAAUAAUUUGAUAUAAAUAUGAAUUCAACUGUACAUCGAUCACCGCAGCCAUCACCAGAUCCAGCUGUUGAAGAAGAUGGGAGUUCAAAACGACAAGCAACAAGAGUAUUUAAAAAGAGUUCUUCAAAUGGAAAAAUAACAGUUUAUUUAGGUAAAAGAGACUUUGUUGAUCACAUAACACACGUUGAUCCAAUCGAUGGUGUUGUUUUAAUAGAUCCAGAAUACGUUAAAGAUCGUAAAGUGUUUGGUAAUGUAUUAGCGGCAUUUCGUUAUGGUAGAGAAGAUUUAGAUGUUUUAGGUUUAACAUUCCGUAAAGAUUUAUAUUUGGCCCAUGAACAAAUAUUUCCGCCAUUAAGCGGUAAUGAUAGACCGUUAACAAGAUUACAGGAGCGUUUAAUAAAAAAAUUGGGACCAAAUGCAUAUCCAUUUUAUUUUGAAUUACCACCACAUUGUCCAGCGUCAGUAUCUUUACAACCGGCACCUGGUGAUACAGGUAAACCAUGUGGUGUUGAUUAUGAAUUAAAGGCAUUUGUUGGUGAACGCAUUGAAGACAAACCACAUAAAAGAAAUUCAGUUCGAUUAGCUAUUAGAAAAAUAAUGUAUGCCCCAUCAAAAUUAGGGGAGCAACCAUCCAUUGAAGUUAGUAAAGAAUUUAUAAUGAAACCAAAUAAAAUUCAUUUAGAAGCAAGUUUGGAUAAAGAGCUUUAUCAUCAUGGAGAAACAAUAUCGGUUAAUGUUCAUAUCGCAAAUAAUUCGAAUAGAACUGUUAAAAAAAUUAAAGUUUUUGUAAGACAAUUUGCUGAUAUUUGUCUUUUUUCAACAGCACAAUAUAAAUGUAUUGUGGCUGAAACUGAAUCUGAGGAUGGAUUACAAAUUCAACCGGGUUUUACAGUUUCUAAAGUAUUUGAACUAACACCUUUGUUAGCAAAUAACAAAGAUAAAUGGGGUCUUGCUUUAGAUGGUCAGUUAAAGCAUGAGGAUACGAAUUUAGCCUCAAGCACAUUAAUAACAGAUCCCGCACAAAGGGAAAGUCUUGGAAUUAUUGUGCAAUAUAAAGUUAAAGUAAAACUUUUUAUAAGUGGACCCAUAUUUCAAGGUGAUCUAGUCGCUGAAUUACCAUUUAUUUUGAUGCAUCCUAAACCUGAAGAAGAGGACAUAAAUCCGAUAUUAUCAGAUCGUUCUUCAAGACAGAGUGUAGAUAGACAAAGUGGUUCACAAGAUACAGGCGAAGUCCCAACUCAAAACUUGAUACAACUUGAUGGUGAUGAUCCUGGUCAAGAUGAUGAUAUUAUAUUUGAAGAUUUUGCAAGACUGCGAUUAAAAGGUGCAGAAACAGAAGCCUAGGAUUCAAUUUAAUUUAACUAUUGAAAAAACAAAUAAAAAAAACUAUUACAAAAUUUAUAUUUAAUUAAUAUGAUAAAAUAUUUUCCUUUAAUUUUAAAAGUAUGUAACACGAAUAAAAAAAAGAAAAAUAAGAAAAAAAAAACGCCUAAGCACAUUUGCUUUUUAUUUUUUUGUCAACACAAAAAAAACUAGAUUUUCAUUAUACUUUUGGUUUAGUUGAACUUAUUAAAACUUUUUCAUAAGUUUGGAAUAAGUUGUACACAGACGUAAAAUCUAAAACGGAAGGAAUAAUGAAAAAUUGAUUUCAAAAUUUUAAAGCGCAACAAUUUUUUUUUGUUUCCUAAUUUUAUAUCCUUUUUUUAUUUUAAUGUAAACGAAAAUUAAAUAGGAAUUUUUAACAAAAAAAAAAGGAAAAAUUAUUAAAAUGUUAUACAAAAAUGUAUUAUAAAUUUAAUAAUCUUUCAUGUA
Molecule: messenger RNA, 1977 nt
Organism: Condylostylus longicornis
Lineage: Eukaryota; Metazoa; Arthropoda; Insecta; Diptera; Dolichopodidae
Gene: krz
Product: beta-arrestin-1
Exons: 9
Coding region: 184-1509 (441 amino acids)
Biological process (GO): G protein-coupled receptor internalization; signal transduction
Cellular component (GO): cytoplasm
Molecular function (GO): G protein-coupled receptor binding
Source: RefSeq, a predicted model, not a curated record